AUGCUUACCCAAAGCCUAGGGAAUAUUGCAUCAAAACCGUCCGAAGAGUCUCAACUCGGGUAUCCUCUGGACGAUUAUCCCGAUGGCGGCUUGCGAGCCUGGCUGAUUGUUGCUGGAUCGAUGUGUAAUAACUUUACGACGUUUGGAUACGUCAAUUCAUGGGGUGUGUUUCAAUCGUACUACCAAACCAAUGUGUUGAGGGACACUCCACCGUCCGACAUAGCUUGGAUCGGUUCCAUUCAGUACUCGCUGGUAUUCUUACCUGGCGUCCUUGCAGGCCGACUCUUUGACUUGGGAUAUUUUCGCCCUCUCUUCGCCGCAUCCAGCCUUCUACUGGUGGCCGCAACGUUAUUAGUCGCCGAGUGUCAUGAGUAUUGGCAGCUCCUACUGUGCCAGGGGUUCGCCGUUGGGCUGGCGUGCGGCGGAAUAAUGAACCCCACAACCGUCGUGCUUUCUCAUUGGUUCAAAAAACGGCUAAAGCUCGCCCUCGGGUUGAUGGCAGUAGGCUCGUCCCUUGGUGGGACCGUCAUACCCAUUGCAACCAGGAAUCUAUUACCUGUCGUAGGCUUCAAAUGGACCAUGAGAAUCUUAGCGCUCAUUCUUCUCCUGGGCCUCGGCUUGGGCAAUUUGUUGCUGAAACGCCGUUUCCCGCUUACAGACGUACACGGAAGGCUCUUCAGCUUCCAGGAAUUCAAGUCCGCCCCUUUCUCACUCUACUGCGCCUCGACACUGACAUCUUUCCUCGGAAUUUACACCGUUUUGACUUACAUCGAUGUCAGCGCGACCAAAGUCGGUGUACCGGAGGAUUUCUCUUUCUAUCUAGUCUCGAUAGCCAACUGCGCUUCUGGCUUUGGGCGUUAUUUUGCUGGACUACUCGGAGACAGGAUUGGCGCCAUGAACGUAAUGAUCCCAUUUACUAUGGCGUCCGCCAUUGUAACCUAUUCAUGGCCAUUCGCGAAAAAUCAAGACUCGCUGAUUGCCAUCGCUAUCAUCUACGGGUUUGUUUCAGGGUCCUUUGUCUCCCUCUUGUGUACUCCCAUAAUUGAAUUCGGAGUCACCGCGGAUGUGGGCCGGCGAGUGGGCAUGAUGAUGAGCAUCCUCGCUCUGGGUGCCCUGGCUGGCCCGCCGAUCUCUGGUUCUAUCAUUACCGCUACUGGAGGAUUCGAGGCGGCCGGGUAUUAUGCAGGUCGCGCGCUUAUUAUUGGUGUGGGCUUGAUGUCGGCGAGUCGACAUUUUUUGUCUUGA
Molecule: messenger RNA, 1245 nt
Organism: Guyanagaster necrorhizus
Lineage: Eukaryota; Fungi; Basidiomycota; Agaricomycetes; Agaricales; Physalacriaceae
Product: MFS general substrate transporter
Exons: 13
Coding region: 1-1245 (414 amino acids)
Biological process (GO): transmembrane transport
Molecular function (GO): transmembrane transporter activity
Source: RefSeq, a predicted model, not a curated record